Molecule: messenger RNA, 2208 nt
Organism: Neoarius graeffei (lesser salmon catfish)
Lineage: Eukaryota; Metazoa; Chordata; Actinopteri; Siluriformes; Ariidae
Exons: 2
Coding region: 42-1163 (373 amino acids)
Molecular function (GO): nucleic acid binding
Source: RefSeq, a predicted model, not a curated record
UUGCAGGCGUUCAGAAAUCCCAUACGACGCCAUAUCAUCCCAUGGGCAAUGGCUCAUGUGAGAGGAUGAACAGGACUUUGGGGAACAUGAUUCGGGCACUGCCACCAAGGUCAAAGCAUAGGUGGCCUCAGGCACUGAAAUCUCUCACAUUUGCCUACAACUGCACCAUCCACGAGACCACAGGGUAUGCUCCGUUUCUUCUGAUGUUUGGGAGGACACCUAGGCUGCCCAUUGACCUGGCUUUCAGCUCUGUCUUGAAUGUCCCGGAGGUUGUGAGCUAUGAUGAGUAUGUUCAGUUUCUGAGGCAGAGUCUGAAGGAGGCUAUGGGGGUUGCGCAAGCCUCAGCUUCCAAACAGUUGAGGAGACAUGCUGAACUAUACAACCGAAGGGCCCGGGGAGCUCCUGUUGAAGUCGGUGAUCAGGUAUUGUUGGCCAACAAGGGUGAACGUGGUAAACGCAAGCUUGCUGACCGUUGGGAGGAUGCCACUUACCUUGUCAUCGGGGUGAAUGCUGACAGUCACACCUACAAAAUUCAGCAUGACUCGACCGGUGAUGUGAAAACAGUCCACCGCAACCUGAUAACACCAGUUAACUUUCUGCCACUCCCCGACAGAGUUUCUUUAGACGAGCAGGACUUUUCUGUCUCCUCUGUUUCUGAUUGUCCACGUGUGGCAGGAGGUGAUGUUUUUAUGGAUGACGACAUGUCGACAGAUGCAGCUGAGUACAGAACCAAAGUUUGGGUUUCUCAGUUGCCUUCCGAGGGGUCUGGUGACCAAGGUGGGGAGGUUGAUGGCCAAUGUCAGGAUACCCAGCACACUGCACAUCUUGAACCAUCUUUGCUUCAGUCACACGAUGGUGGCUCUGGUCAACUCAGCUGUCAGGGUGAUCCACUCCCUUCACCUGCUUUAGUGGGACUUAAAUCUCAGGACCCCCAGCAGCCAGUUUCUGAGUCAUGUAACAUGGGAUCUGGCCAGGGUGAUGGAUUUUGCACUGCCUUGGCUAUUGUUUCUGGGUCAAGUGACCACAUUCCUAUGCUGCAUGAUGCUCCUGCUCCAGUUCCACCAGACGAACCAUCGCGUAGUAUUAGGUCUAGGGCGGGGAGGUUGCUUAGACCUGUGACUAGGCUUAUUGAGAUUAUGGACCAAAAGAUAAGGGUAAACUGAUAGGUGGAUCAAUAGUGUUCAAAGGGAUGUACUAAGAGUUUGAAUAAAUUCUCUCUAAUGUGUUCAUGAAUGGUUCGGUUCUGUUCGACAACGUGGAGGGGAGAUAUGCCUUCCUAACUGCUCGAUAUGUUGUUAAUGGUGCAACUGAUUACUUGAGAUGUGAAAUGGUUGUUUUUUUUUUUUUUUCUUCUUUUCUUACUCCUGUGUGGGUGGGGUUAGCUUAGUAGAUACAGGGCAAGGUUUCUCAUGCUUGUAUCCCUGACUGUCGUUUUUUUUACUGAGGGUCUGUGGGGUCACAUUGUGUAUUAGACAUGUAACAGGCAUGUUUACCUAAGAUGGUUUUGGGGGUUUGGCCAGCCUCUUUCUCCUCUAAUUCUUUCAGAGAAUAGUCUCCUGACUGGGUUACAUGUGACUUCACGGUGUUGGCUUCCUCUGUCGUUUUUUUUCUGAGGUAUACUGUAUAUAUUCUUAUAUGUGAUGUUUGUUUUGUUUUCUUUGUUGUUUUAUUGUUCAGGGUUGCGCUUAUGUUCAGUGCCUGAUGUGUCACUCACCUGGUUAGAUGUUUGUUUGUUUUCUCUCUCUUUUUUUUUUCCCUUUUCUUUCUUUGCCUGUUUUUGUUUUGUGUGUAAGUGGAAUUCAGCAGGGGGGAGUGUAACAGAUUUUAGCUGUUGAUUCCACUUGACACAGUGACAAGCAAUCAGAUUUGCUGUUACAUACAAUAUGUAUCAUGGACACUCACUGGUUGCCAUGGCUCCCCUCAGCAUAUAAAUACUGGCUGUGACGUCACCUCAGUACCAGUACGUGAGGAUUGAGCCCAUGCUGUGCCGAGAAACUGCUAUAUAUGAACGUGACCAACCAGUGGGUUUCCUUGCUGUCUUACAGGUACAUAUGUUUAUGUUUGGGUUUGUUUAUUAAUUAUUAUUUAUGAAUAAUCGGACCAGUACGUGAGGAUUGAGCCCACGCUGUGCCGAGAAACUGCUAUAUAUGAACGUGACCAACCAGUGGGUUUCCUUGCUGUCUUACAGGCAAUAAAAGUGCAUUCAAA